AAUCAUACCCAAGUUACACAAGGAAAUGAUGUCACAGAACUAUGAGCACAUGGUAUCAGUAGGUAAGGAAGAAUUAUACCCAAGUUACACAAGGAAAUGAUGUCACAGAACUAUGAGCACAUGGUAUCAGUAGGAUACAAUGUUCCAAAGGAACAGCUGUUGUUACUAAUUAAAAAUCAUGAGGAGUCUGUACCAAUGUCUGUGGAAGGAGCAGUGACCCUUCCUCAAAAGAACAUCUGCAGAGAUACCCCCAGCAGUAACUUCCCAGAGGAACAACUCUUGGUAAUUGUAAAAGAUGAGGAACUUACUCUCGAUUCUCUGGAAGGAGCAGAGACCCUGCUACAGCCAAAGAUUUGUGAUGAUCCCUCUAGCAGCUACAACAUCCCAGAGGAACAACUCUUAGUAAUUGUAAAAGAUGAGCAAGAUAUUCCAGAGUCUGUGAAAAGAGCAGAGACCCGGCCACAGAUGAAUAUUUCCGAUGAUCUUUCCAGCAUCCGCAGGGACAAAAACUGCCAUGAGAGUGCAUAUCCAAUGCUACUUCAAAGGGAACGUCAGCAUUCUGAGUGUGUCAAGAACUUCUCGUAUCAGAUGUCUGCUACAGGACAUACGUUCAUUCCAACUAGAAAUAAUUACAAUAAACACAUCGAAUACAACAUGAGAUUCAACAAAGAAAAUGAACAAAAAAUGCAGAUGAAAACUCAGGGAGUCAAUAACUUAACUGUAUACGGUGAACACAAAAAUAGUUUUGCAUAUCCUAUUAGCUUUGUAACAUACUAUCAAACUCAAACCAUGGAGAGACCUACAAAUGAGUUUCUCACCCUCAACCUCUGUCAAAAUCCCAGAACGUUAGAAGAAAUUAAAGCUUGGGGCAGCAUCCAGAAAGAUGGUGUGGCAAAAUGCCAUAAUGUCUACACAGGAAUAAAGCAUUGUAAGUGUGCCACAUGUGACAGGAGUUCAGCACCAAAUGCCUUCCUUGCUGGUCAUGAGAAAAUCCAAACUGAGGAGAAGUUGUUUACAUACAUACCACCUGGUAAAACUCUGAAAUUGGGGGAUCCAUCGGAAGUUGAUGAGAGACUCCUUAAAAAGGAAAGUCCCUCUAAUUGUCAAAUAUGUAACAAAAAUUUCUUACAGAAGGCAAACCUUGUAUCUUUUCAGCAAAACCACACUGGGAGGAAACAACAUCAAUGUGCUACGUGUGGCAAGAUUUUUAAAAAGAAUUAUCUCCUCAUAUACCAUGAGAAAACACACACUGGUGAUAGACCAUUUAAAUGUGCAACAUGUGACAGGAGUUUUACAUUAAAGUGGCUGCUCACAUCCCAUGAGAAGACUCACACUGGUGAAAAAGAGUAUAAAUGCCCUACAUGUGACAAGACUUUUUUGUGGAAGAGCAGUCUUAUAUACCAUGAGAAAAAACACACUGGUGACAGACCAUAUAAAUGUGCAGUGUGUGAAAAGAGUUUUGCAUGGAAGAGCACUCUGAAAUACCACGAAAAAACUCACACUGGGGAGAAACCAUAUAAGUGCUCAACAUGUGACAAGAGCUUUAAAAAGAAAUACCACCUCUCUUGCCAUGAGAAAAGUCAUACUGGGGAGAGGCCAUAUAAAUGUGCAAUAUGUGGCAAGAGUUUUAUGCGGAAGACAAACCUAGCAUGUCAUGAAAAAAUCCACUCUGGGGAGAAACCAUAUAAAUGUGCAACAUGUGACAGGAGUUUUUUGUGGAAGUGGCUACUUGCAUCCCAUGAAAAGACCCAUUCUGGAGAGAUGCCAUAUAAAUGUACAACAUGCGCAAAAAGUUUUGUGUGGAAGUGUGAGUUUGCAUACCAUAAGCAAACUCACACAGGACUUAAGUCAUAUAAAUGUACAAUGUGUGACAAGAGUUUUAUGUGGAAGACCACCCUUACAGCUCAUAAGAAAACACAUGCCGGUAAAGUGCAUAAAUGUGCAACAUGUGGCAAGAUUUUUUCAUGGAAGAGCAGUCUCACGUGCCAUGAGAAAACUCACAGUAGGGAGAAAAGAAAAACAUUUACUGCCAGUGACAAAAAUCACCCACUAAAUAAUACCCAUCUAACCCACAAAAAGAAACACACCUCUGGGAAGUUAUAA
Messenger RNA from Protopterus annectens (West African lungfish), 2103 nucleotides. RefSeq names its product zinc finger protein 2 homolog. Lineage: Eukaryota; Metazoa; Chordata; Ceratodontiformes; Protopteridae. Gene Ontology annotation, molecular function: DNA-binding transcription repressor activity, RNA polymerase II-specific. The record is from RefSeq and is a predicted model, not a curated record. Bases 97 to 2103 code for a protein of 668 amino acids. The transcript has 5 exons. Gene Ontology annotation, biological process: negative regulation of transcription by RNA polymerase II.